Messenger RNA from Centruroides sculpturatus (bark scorpion), 5716 nucleotides. RefSeq lists its product as uncharacterized. The record is from RefSeq and is a predicted model, not a curated record. Gene Ontology annotation, molecular function: G protein-coupled receptor activity. Lineage: Eukaryota; Metazoa; Arthropoda; Arachnida; Scorpiones; Buthidae. Gene Ontology annotation, biological process: cell surface receptor signaling pathway; G protein-coupled receptor signaling pathway. The transcript has 32 exons. Bases 964 to 5601 code for a protein of 1545 amino acids. Gene Ontology annotation, cellular component: membrane.
GCCUCGAAGGAGGGGGGAGGGGUGAUUUUGCAAUGUAGUUCCAAAGAACGCGUCAGUACAACCUUUAACCUCGUCAGUGUCGAAUGUAUAAUAAACAUUAGCAUCCGUUAGAACAUCUGCGAGAUGGAUAGAAAACUCUUAAGGAUGUGCAAGUAACUGGAAAUCCGUUUACAACUCCAAUCUAACUUUGGUUAUUUCCUAGAAUGUAUAAUUUUAGCGGAUGUGGCUGUCAUUCCACGUCAGUUAGAUAAAAACUACAGGAAGUUAAAAGGCAAAACCUUUUGUAUUCUACAAGUGGAUAUCAUUCGUCUUAAUAGAUUUUUAUUCAUCUGAAGUCGCUUAAACUGUGACGAUGAUCGUUUCAUCAUCAUCAUAAAAAAGACCAAAAAAAAAAAAAAUGGCGUCGAGACGGGAUUGUAUUUAUUUUUGUGCGCCGUUUUUUGUUCCGUGUUGUUCGGAAAUGUUCGUUCUAGUGGUUUGUGUCCUCCAGGUUUUAAGUACGUCGAGUCGCUCUUACCCAAAACUUCUGUUUGUGUAGCAUUGUUUAAAACGCCCGAAAAUUGGGAGAGGGCAUACAAUAUAUGUCGACAUUAUUCUGCUUAUUUAUUUUAUUACCAAGCAACGGACGUUGUAGAAAUUCAAAAAUUCUCGAACGAAACCGAAAAAAUACACAUUGGUAUUAAAAGGAUAAACGGGACUUAUCUAUGGAGCGAUCCCGAUCCUAGAGAAUUUAGUCACGACAAUGUCUUGAAUUACGACGAAUCGAAAUUAUUAUGGGAGAAGGACGAACCGCGUGACGAUUGUGUAGGUUUGAAUCUCGUCACAAAGACAUUAUACACUACGUCUUGCAAUGGUAGCCGCCAUAGUUUUGUCUGCGUUGGAAACGUUUUACCAGAUCCACCUAUCUUAUGUGAUGAAGGCUGGAAGUUUUCGUAUUUAUCUGGAAACUGUAUUAAAAAAUCGAUGGAUAAAGUAAACUAUUCUUCAGCAGAAGGAAAAUGCAAAGAGUUUCAGGGUGAAUUGAUUAAUUACGAAACUUCAAAAGCUCUCGCGCCCGAAUUUCUAUUCGAAGCCGUUCAUUCGACAAAAAACAACGGAAUUUACACGCGCCGUGGAGUAUCGACGUUGUCCAAUGAUAACUGUUCUGUCGUAUACUGGAAUGGUAACUCCGUCCAAAAGUUUCAAUCGAAUUGCAAUAAGCAUCUUCAGUAUAUUUGCCAAAAAGAUAUGAAAAGAUUAGACGUAGAAGUAAUCUUACGUAUAACAAUGGAUGGUUAUACCAAAGAUGAGGUCCCUGUCGUUACAUUUUCGAAAUUUCGUGAUAUAAUAAUGGUUUUGAAGGUUAAAAUCAAUGGAAAGAAAUAUGAUACUAAGAGCCUAUCGAAGAUAAUAUGGUGGAAAGAUAAUAAACCUAUAGAGAGGUGCGUGGAUGACACUUGUAUACCCGUUUUAUACGUGAAUACUCCUAACGUUACGAAGCAAGGAAUGUACUAUGCAUCAGUCAUAAUGCCUGGAUAUCCUUACACAAUAUAUUCAAAUGCUGUCGACAUAUAUCUAUCAGAUGUGUCUACGUAUCUUCUUACUAUAACUGGAAGGAACAUACCAUACAAGAGAUAUAUACACGAUUACAGUAAGACCGAUUUUAUUGAAUUUAGAGAAGUAGUGGAUAAAAAAAUGAAGAAUUUAUUUCAAAAUUUUCCCGUUCCUAAUUUACCUCAACCUUUCUGGUAUUUAAGCGGUAUUGCUGAUACUCCAGAUGAAGUGACCCUUCACAUAUAUUUAUACCUGAAUUUUUUCGAAAAAUCAAAAGAUGAGAAGUAUAUAAUAAGGCCCAAAGACGAGAGAAGUAAUGUUUACAUACCACUACGCAAUUUUAUUAAAAAUCAAUUCAGGAGGAAUGUUUUUUCGGACUGGAAUGUGUCAAGAGAGAGCUUGCGAAUAGUGGGUCAAUGUUUUGGAGAAAAUAAACUGGGUAGCAACGAUAUAAACAUAACUUGGCACGACAGUUACAGUGGGAAAUAUAUUGUUUCCACUCCUCCGUGCAUUACUAGUAAUUGGCAACUUGUAACUAGAACUUGUCACGGUGGAUACGUGACGGGUUCGAAGUGGAGCGAGUUCGAUUACGCCAAGUGCUCUAGAAGAAAUGAAAUAAAAGUAAAUCUUUCAAUGGAUAAAUGUCGAUCCAGUUACGUAUAUUGGAAACAUGACACGUGUAUAAGUGUGCACAGGGAAAGUACAGAUUGGUUUCGUGCCCAUAAAAUAUGUGGGGAGAUGAAAGGUUACCUUUUCUCACCCAAGUUCAGUUCUGAUACGUCUUUUUGGGAGUUUGACCCUAUCUUAGAUAUUGGAGAAGUUUGGAUGGGAGGAUAUCGAACUUUCGGUACGUUUCAAUGGUUGGCUUUCUAUCCUGGGAUUAUUAACACAAGCGUGGUAUCCUGGGGUCACGGUGAACCGAAAAUUAAUAAUAAUUGUCUAAGCGGGAAAAUCUUCGCAGGAAAAUUGAUGCUUUACAGUAGAUCUUGCCACGAAAGAAAACCCUUCGUUUGCAUGCAUAAAGCAUUAUAUCCUAAAUUUUAUGAUUCUCCUAGAUGCCCGGAUAAUUGGAAGAAAUGGCCUCUUACCGAAGACAAUUGCUACAUGCAUACAAAAAUAAAGAUGAAUUGGAAAGAAACUCAGCAUCAUUGCAAACGAGAAGGUGGAAAAUUAGCUGUUCUUCAUAAUUUCGAUCAAAAUAUUGCUAUAAGAAAUUACGUACGACAACUUAAUAUUAAUCGUUCUUUCUGGUGGAUCGGACUUCGUAAAAUACAAAACAAAUUUAUGUGGGACGAUAAAAAUUCUUAUAUAAAUUAUGUGGAUUGGGAUCCUUCGACAGAUUUCAGUCGAGGUAAUACUGCUGGAUGUUUAAAAUUUGAUGGUAUUACUACUAUUUCGUGGUAUCUAAAUAAUCCCAGUAAUAAAAACUAUGGCAUCUGCGAGACAAAGGCAAACAGAGGAAGGGUGGUGCUUCAACUGUCCGAAGUCAAAACGGGGAUAUUUAAAUGUACAUCCGAUCGCAGAUAUUACAAAAGCAUAACUUGGUAUAAAGAUGGAUUAGUUGUGAAUGGAACUCGAGGAUUAAUGGAAGCCAAUGACGAAUUUCUGGAUGUUUACAAGCUGUUAUCCUCCAAACAUCCUCAUCUUAAAACUCUCUCACGUCUUCAAGGAUAUUAUUGGUGCGAAGUCGAUCAGGAAAAACCAUUUAUACCGAUUUCUUCCAAUAAAGAACUCUUCGUCAUCGAAGAUUUUUGGACUUUCUCUGGAGAAUUUUUAUCUAGAAAGAUUUUAAAUCCUUUCGAUCCGAGCACUACGAAAUUCUGGAAUAAAAUCGAAGAAAUAACUAAAAAAAUAGAAGAUCAGAUGCUGCCCAGAGAAUACCCAACGUCUGCAUACAUUCACAACAUGAGUGUAGAGAACGGCAAGACAAAGUUAAUGUUUUAUAUUUACAUCGAACGAAAAAGGAAUAAGAGAACAGAUAAGAAUGAUAAUAGAAGAAAGUAUAGAGAUAAGUUAGAAAGUUACAUAGAAUCAAAGUUACGUCGUUCUAAUGUUGCUGAAGAAUUACAGUUGAUACCUGAAAGUCUCAAAAUUAAAAAUUCGGGAGAAUGCAACAGAGAAACGACAAACGUGGGUGGAAGGAUUCUAACGUGGAACGAGACCAUCGCUGGAAAAUUUACAAUCGCAAACGAAAGUUGUGUAACAGAGAACGGAGAUCCCGUGGUACGAAGAUGUUUGGGUAAUUUUACGCACGGUAGUUAUUGGGGUCCUGUAGAAGGAACGUGUUCUGGUCGCUUGUCGGACAUUAGCGAGAAGUUAAAGAAUUUAUCUCAGGAAACCGUGAUUAACCCAAAAGAAAUUUCGGAGAAUUUGAAAACACUAACGAAUGAUUCAUCCCAACUGAAAGCUAUUGAUUUGCAUUACGUGGCAGUUACUAUGCAGAAUCUGGCGCAAGUACAAGUACAUCAGAAAAAUGAUGUCCGAGAUGUGAUUUCAACUAUGGAUAACAUAAUGAAUAUGGAUCCGGAAAUUAUAGUUUCCAGUAAGAUUAAAGUUAAUGCUUCUUCCAGAAUUACAGCUUCUCUGGAGAAUAUUUUGGAGAAUAAUAUAGACAUGCUUAUAGACACGAGACCGAAUUUAGUAGUGUCCUCGUGGUCGCUAAGAAACCAUACGAUGGCGGGAAUGAUGGUCAUGUCUUCCGAUGGUGACAGUUUAGGAAAAGCGAUUUCUAUUAUAGAUGUCGGGAAAAGGAAGCUAACGGACGAGAAAUGUCGAGCUGGAAUUCUUCUCCCUUCCGAUUUGGUGGUAGAAAGGAGUCUUAAAAAUUCAUCGAUAGAUUUUGUAAUCUAUAAAAAUGAUUCGUUAUUCCUGACCGGAAACAGAAGUAGCAAGAUUAUUACACCCGUCUUGUACGCUCAUGUAUCGGGUGGACCCGUGCUGUUAGAAAAAAAGACCAUCGAAAUAGUUUUGGAAACUUUUAAGGUAUCGAAUCAGAUUCCAAAUUCGGAAAAAUGUGUUUAUUGGGAUUAUUCUAUGAAUAACGGUGAAGGUAGUUGGUCCGAUAAAGGAUGCGAGACGAAAAUCGAUCUUCAGGACGAAAAACACGUUAGAUGCUACUGUGAUCACAUGACCAAUUUCGCCAUCUUGGUGGAUUUAUACGGGGGGAACGUAGAAGAAGAGAAUCAUGCAAUAGCUCUGGACAUUAUUACAUAUAUUGGAUGUACCCUUUCUAUAUUUGGACUCCUAUUGACCAUAAUUACGUUCAUGAUCUUCAAGAAGUUGAGAAAGGGAUUGGGAAGUCAAGUCCUCUGCAAUUUGGCCGUCUCUCUGCUUCUAACUCUGAUUGUAUUCCUAACGGGAAUUGAUCAGAUAUCUUCUAAAGCAGGAUGCAUAUUUGUUGCCGCUUUGCUUCAUUAUUUAUUAUUGGUAUCAUUCAGCUGGAUGCUAGUGGAAGCCGUGUUGCAAUACCUCAGAUUUGUCAAAGUGAUAGGAACUUACAUACCAAAAUUCAUGUUGAAGGCUUCGUUAUGGGCAUGGGGAUUUCCUCUCUUAAUUACCUUGACAAUUCUAGCCAUCGAUCACAAUAUGUAUCACGGAGGAAAGAAUUAUUGUUGGCUUAAGAUCAAGCCGUUCUAUUUUGGAUUUCUCAUACCCGUUGGUAUUAUUAUGCUAUCAAAUAUCAUCAUAUUUUGUCUAGUCAUCUAUUCCAUAUCAUGCGGUCGCCAGAAAGGAUUAAGAACUAAUCAAAGCGAACGAAAACUAGCAAUAACACGUGUUAGAGCUGCGUUUUGCAUCUUAUUUUUAUUAGGAUUAUCUUGGACUUUUGGGUUCUUCGCUAUCAGCGAUGCACGACUCAUAUUCAAGUAUCUGUUCAGCAUCUUCACCACUCUUCAGGGAUUCUUUAUAUUCGUUUUUCACGUGCUUCAAGAGAAGACAACUCGGGAUUUAUGGUACGAAUAUUUCUGCCUGAAAAAGGAACACGGAAUGCAGAUAUUUGCAACCAGAGACACAUCAACUGCCAAAGACACCAUCACAUCAUCAAAUUCCAUCAGCAGAAACAAGUCUUAAGUUUAGACUUUUCAGUAUUACUGUUGUAUAAGAAUCUCAUUCACUGUUUAUUGUUUAUAUUAUCCAUCAUCAUUAACGCACAAGAAAUCUUUCAAUAAAGAAUUUUUAUAGUUUA